UCAGAGCCAGCGGGACGGGAAGCGGGUCCGAGGAUGGCAGCCACCACAGCGCAGCCCAUGGAGGGCCUUCCCACCGGCCUGGGGAUCUGCUCCACCGUGCCCGAGGCCUUCUUCCUGCCUGAGCUGGUGUUUGGCGGUCUGGUGUGGAUCCUGGUGGCCUCCACUCGGGUGGACUCGGCCAACCCUCUGGGCUGGGUGAUGUUCGUCUCCGUCUUCUGCUUCUGCAUGACGUCUCUCUGGAUGAUCAUGUUCAUGGCCGGCUGCCACAACAACAAGUCCAGAUGGGCUGCUGCGGACUUUGUCUACCACGCCGUGGCCGUGCUCUUCUACCUGAGUGCCGCCGUGCCGCUGUCCUACAUCACCAUCCUCCAUAAAACCACCAAGCCCUUCAGGAUCUACCAGAUCGACAUCGCCGCUGUGGUGUUUUCCUACCUGGCCGUCCUCAUGUACUUCCUCCAUGCCGUCCUGUCCUCGCUGCGGUGGAAGCACUUCUGAAGACCAGGAGACUUCGGCUUGAGCGUGCGUGCGGUGGAUAAUGGCAGGACCGUGCAGGAGGUCACGAGGGAGAGUCUCUGGAUCCACGUUAAAAAAUGAUCAAAUGUUUUUCAAUCAUUUCUUUCCAAAUGACACAGAAACACCUGUGUCCAGAUCACUGCUGAUGCUUUUCACGAGAUUGUUUUUGUAUCGUUCAAAUUUGAGGAACAGAAAAUCACGUGUGAUGGAGGUGGGAACUUCUCUUAGAUGUUGAUCAGAUCAGCUGCACCUUGUUGCCCAGCAGAGGGCAGCAGAGGUCAGAGUUCAGGCUGUUACUAAACGUGUCGACUCCAACAAGCCAUCGAAACAGACACUGGCCAGAACAUUGCUCAGAAGAACCUCAAAGGCUCUGAAGAGGCUCAGCAACAGCCCAAGUCAGACGCCAUUAGAGGCAGAAACAGACCUGUGGACACGUCAUGUGACGUCCUCAGCUGUAGCCAGACCAACAUGUAUGUCUCAUGUAUGUGUGUGUGUGUGUGGGUCACCUUCAUCACCAUCACCACGGAACACGCGCUGUGUCUCAGCUCAGCUGCAUGCGAGGAGCCUCCAGCCAGAGGUCACAUGCUUCGGCGACACCAGACACACCUGACCUGCCUGGGCCAGCAGCGAGGAAGCUCCUCCCUCUGCACCGCUGAUGGAGAGUUCCUCCACUGUGAUUCGUGUGAAAUCAGAAGCCAGGCUCCUCUGUUCUUCAGUGAAUGGUUGCAACAUUUGACUGACUCAGUCUUCAUGUGUUCAUCAUCUGGAUUAUAAGAAACUGGGCUUUGUAAAAACCCUCAAACACCACAGGCCAGUCUUCUUGUGUCAGAUCAGAGAGAGAGACUUUUAUUACAUGAGUCUGU
Messenger RNA from Synchiropus splendidus (mandarinfish), 1376 nucleotides. Its product is annotated as myelin and lymphocyte protein-like. Lineage: Eukaryota; Metazoa; Chordata; Actinopteri; Syngnathiformes; Callionymidae. The record is from RefSeq and is a predicted model, not a curated record. Bases 34 to 495 code for a protein of 153 amino acids. Gene Ontology annotation, cellular component: membrane. Gene Ontology annotation, biological process: myelination. The transcript has 4 exons. Gene Ontology annotation, molecular function: structural constituent of myelin sheath.